Messenger RNA from Cladophialophora immunda, 3380 nucleotides. RefSeq lists its product as uncharacterized. The record is from RefSeq and is a predicted model, not a curated record. Lineage: Eukaryota; Fungi; Ascomycota; Eurotiomycetes; Chaetothyriales; Herpotrichiellaceae. The transcript has a single exon. The coding region runs from base 458 to 2857 and encodes 799 amino acids.
ACUGCCUCUUCCGGUUGGAAGCCUUCCCACACUCUCCCCGGCUUACUGAACGCUUUUCCUCUUGCCUUGAUGCCUUUCGCAUCCCUUCACUUGCCUUCUGCAAAGACAAUUUGGGCUCCCUCCGCAUCUUCAACGCCGGAUUUUCAAGCCCUGCAAGACCCUGCAUAUCAUUGCUGUGAUUGAUAAUAUCGCUCGGAGGUCUAGAGUCUCCGGCUUCAUCCCUUGAUCUGAUACGUCUUAUCCCCUUGACCUCUGCAUGUCAGCCCUGUAAAGACCACUCUCCGUCUUGUUUACUUUUGGCUCUCUGUAUUCGACCUCCGAUGCACAGACUCUGAAGCUAUCUGCGUGCUAUAAACCUGGCUGCGGCACUCUUCUUCUCCGACCUCUGAGUUUCUAGGAAUGACGGCACGACAACCGGCCCUUGACGGACCACUCGAACACCAGUUUGCGAGAUAGCAUGUUCGCUUCCACGCAAUCUCCUGUGGAUGGUGCCCCAGAAAUCUCCCAUGGCGCGCACUCUACGGCUCCGAGAUCCUGGAGCAACUUGAGGAGAUGGGGCGUACAAAAGAAUCAAUCGAACGUCGUGCGCGCAAAGGAGCGGUCAAGCACCGGUUCGACCAGCGCAACACUGACUGACAACUACAAUCGCUAUCACGUUGGUCCUGCACCUUCGCAACGAUGGCAUCCAUCAUUUCUCCCCCUCCUCAAACAUAUCAUUGUGUUUCUCGCCUUCUCUCUUCCGAUCAUUUUCCUCGCCCUCGUCAUCAAAAUUCCAAAAUGGUAUGCCUUUGAGGCCGAUUACUGGGUAUCCAACUCGUUCACCCACUGCAACUUCAACGGACAGUUCACCCCCUACGACAAGCCAUCGAUAAGCCUCUGGGACCCUUCGGGAUUCUUCUACAUCACAGUGUCUUGGGGAAAGAUGGCCUUCUCAACGGCAAAAUUCAUCGACAUCGUGUGGGAUAUUUUCGUUGGGCGUGGAGGACAGGCAUUCCUCGCUGUGGUCACCUUCAAGGUUUCGUCUCAGUAUUUGGCCCUGGCUAUGCGCGAAGCCCCCGUGUCUUACAACACAUUCGAAUCCCUAGCUUUUGUGCCUCCCAGCUUGGUCAGGACAGGGCGCUUGGCCGCGGAUUUGUUGACGAAUCGGGGCUGGCGAGCGAGGUUGAUCAUUGUCUGGGUCGUGUUGAGCUCUCUGUUCGUCCUCAGCUUCUCAAGUCUGAUCACGGCUAUGUCAGGGUACAGCAGCGAUAUCAGCGCGGUCAUGCCAGAUUAUGACAACGAGUCCAUUCAGUGGACAAAUUUCCAAGUGGUUCAAUUCGCCAUUAACGACGCAGACCGUGUUGGACUGUCCGGGCCGAUGUAUAUUACAGUGGGGGAUACCUGCGUUCAGCAGGGUUUUCUUGAUGAUGAUGAUGACGACGACGACGAUGACGAUAACGAUGAUAAAGGUGGUAACUACGACGAUAGUGAAAGUCCGUUCCCGGACAGGACACCCCGUCGACGUGAUAGUGACGACGGAACAGACAGUGGGAAUUCAAGUCAUGGUAAAGUGGAUUGGGAGUACGUACCAACCAACUGCACAACGUUCUGGCAUGUUGUACAGUAUGUGAGCCUCUAUGGCCUCAACGGAAACAACCACUCCGCAAGCAACAUUACCCUAAAUGGGCAGAAGCACACAGUGGCCGCCCCGACGCUCAACAUCACAACCUCAUACUCGCCCGUUGCACUGUCCACGUUAACAACAUACCUUAACACCUUCUCUGAAUCAUCGCCGCCCGCUCCUGGAGCAUUGGAUUCUGUCUCACAACUUACAGACUUCACCUUCUGGCUGUACGAUAAUCAAACCUAUCCUUUCUCCUAUGUCCUAGACAACGCGACAUGCCGAUACUCGAGAUGGCAUAACUGGGGAUUCUCAUUCCUCUUUCUGUUCAUCACAUCACUGCUCCUUGCGCUAUGGGCAAUUGGGACCUAUGCUUUAUGGCUGUAUACCUAUCUGAACAGUCCACAGGACCGCAUUCCAGGAGAAGACACGACAGGCGGCAUCUACAGAUCGAGCUGGACCCUUGUUGAGGCUAUGAGGAGAGAUGUGGGCCCGGGCGCUGUGACACCGGAGAUGGGAGAGAGUGAGAUCCGUGGAUUGGUGCGACGGCGGCCUGGACGUGUCAUUCAAGGCGUGGGAAACAUCAACGGCAGUCACCCACCGAUUCUAAGCGGAUCCGAGAAGGAUGCCGCAAUCUCUCCCUCUCCCAUGACUCCUCUUCAGACAGCUCCCGUGACGCGCUGGUCGGUUUUCCGCGCAUGGAUGUCCCCAUCUACCCAUCUCAAACAGCGAUCUGCACACGGGACAUAUUCGCCGGCGAACAGUGUAUUUACACACGCAGACUCCACUUUCUCCUCAACCUCCCGUCAUCCGAUUUUGCACUCGCCUGCUGCGCCGGGGAGGACCAUGACGAUGACCUCGAGGAUGUCGGGUCUUGCAACUCCUCAGGCAGACUCACCUGUAACCUUUGGCUUCUCCGCUGCCGCCGAGGCAGACAUCAUGGAGGGCUCCGGUGUGGUGACUGGCAUUGAUCCUGUGUCUGGCAUCUCAAUGGGAACGGGUUCAAAUGGGAAAUCUCGCCCGAGACUGAGUUUGAGUCGAAUUAUUCCAUCUGGGUCGUACGGGAACAAUUCACGCACCGCGUCAGUACUUUCUCCAUCAUCAGCGUCAGCGGCGAAGUGGAUCUACUCUCCCGAUCCGAUGUCUGCGUCUGAAGAAGCUUCGACAUUGACGAUCUCUCCCAUCCGCGAAGAUCGAAAGGAUAAGCCCGGUGAGGAUGACGCGAUCAGAUGGAAGAAUGAUUUGGGUGACGGCUGAGGCCGUUAAAUUCCGCACGUUGAGCGUUUGCCUUUCUGCGAAUUUUGCUUUGGCGUGUUCCCAUCUCGAGGAUUGGGAUUCGUGUGGAAAAUAUUGGAACCUUGGCGCCCAACGUUGUCGGCGGGUGCAACUGGGCGUUUGAUGGAUGGGUGGAUCUCGGGGUGUUCCGUUCGCGCGCAACAAUGCACAAAACAAAGGUCCUUGGGGCUUGGUUGACGAUUUUUCUUGAGAUAUGUGCUUUUACGUUCACGGGGUCGAUGGGAAUAUACACGCAGGCAUCAUGGCUGAGCGAUGACCCCAACUAUGUCAGCGAUCUUCCACUUCUGGCAGAUUCAGGACUUUGUCGGUUUUGGCUGUUGUUUUGGGCCUCGAUCAGCAUCCAAAAGGGGGGAUCUGUGUUCGUUUGAGAUACCAGCAGCCUGGUAUUCUCACCUGACUUUGCUCCGAAACAAAUCGGAUUCAAGCUAUGCUAUAUUGUAGGAAGAUACGAAAUACUUCAACAUGUAACUCUAUUUGCAAUUUG